Colletotrichum truncatum is the source of this 1509-nucleotide messenger RNA. RefSeq lists its product as uncharacterized. Gene Ontology annotation, molecular function: G protein-coupled receptor activity. Lineage: Eukaryota; Fungi; Ascomycota; Sordariomycetes; Glomerellales; Glomerellaceae. Gene Ontology annotation, cellular component: plasma membrane. The record is from RefSeq and is a predicted model, not a curated record. Gene Ontology annotation, biological process: adenylate cyclase-activating G protein-coupled receptor signaling pathway.
AUGUCAGACACGACGCUCCGCACGACGUUGGCGCCACUUCCAGAAGAUCACCGCGUUGGACUAAUAAUUCUAACAACAUUUUCCUGUCUUUCCUUUUUGUCAACGACCCUGCUUUGGCUUUUUAUUACAUACAAGCUCGUGGCAGAGCGGCUGGCGGAAAGAGCACGGCGGAGGAAGAGGAAACAAAAAGCCCAACAACGGAAUGCUGCUGCUGCUGCCGCCGCUGGCCCACAAUUGCCAGACCUCUCCCUUGGUAUUGAUGCUCCCUGCUCCGGAGCUACCGGAUUCGAUCGCAUCCUCGAACUCGACAGGCUAGCCGCUAGUGCACAGGAGCAACGUAACAAUGGCACAGUAGACCGGGAAGCCGACGAUGAGACGGAGCCGGAAAUUCGCAACCCGUUUCCCAUUCUCGUCUACAACCUUCUCUUGGCGGAUAUGAUGGAAGCACUAGCCUAUGGACUCAGUUUCUAUUGGGUUGCGGUGAAUGGGAUCUUUGCCCCCUCUCCAGUUUGUUGGGCACAGGGCUGGCUAGGGUCGACAAGUAACCUGGCUGCCAGUUUGUUUCUGGUGGUCAUAUCUGUGAACACUUGCCUAACAGUGGGAUUGGGAUACAAACCACCACCGUGGGUAGUUUACACAUGUAUAGCCGGCCUCUGGGUCUUCGACUUUGCCGUCAAUGGAGCGGGAAUCGCCUCUUCUCACCUUCAUCCAACGGCUCCUGGGGAGUCAUUUUAUAUGCGGGCCAACGUAUGGUGUUGGAUAUCCAACGCAUACGACCCAUGGCGCCUAUGGGCUCAUUAUUUUUGGGUCAUUGUAUCUAUCCUUAUGACGAUUAUACUCUACUCCUUCGUCUUCAUUACUCUUUGGAGACAAAAAAGGAGUUGCCGUCAUUUGCCGCAGAAGCGGUCAGUGUCGCGUAGCGGCCAUUCAGAAUUCAGCAGCGAGAUCAAUCAAAGACCGGCAUGUCCACAACCAUCCGGCUACCACCCAGCCUUCCUCGCCUAUCCGUUUGUAUACAUAGCCUGCAGCACACCUCUGAUAAUAGGAAGAAUCACCUCUCUCUUGGGCACUGACUUGGGCACCUCUUAUUUCGCAUUUGCAGGCUCUCUGUUAGCUGCCAAUGGCCUCCUCAACUCGAUCCUGUGGACGACAACCAUUGUCUUCAGCGCCCCACAGGACGUCCACGAUGCAGGGCUAGACAGAUUUGCCUUUAUGAGAACACCUAUACGAGAGUUUGGAAAUAUAGUGGUUAUCAGUGGUCCUGCUAGCAGAAGGGUUCCUCUCUCGGAAAUCACUCCAGACAGUGGCCGCAAGCAUUGGUGGUGGUGGGAACACGGAGGCCAAAGAGGAUGGGGGAGGUCUUAUGCCAGUACGCAUCGUAUGCCCAAUGAAUCAUCGAUUGAGGUCCCUGCUUAUGAGUUACAGAAUCUUGUGGGGGGUCCACACAUUCAGAUGGAUGUUGUGACGGCAGUCAGAAGUGAUUCUGUGGACUACACAGUUGAUAAGUAG